Molecule: messenger RNA, 258 nt
Organism: Protopolystoma xenopodis
Lineage: Eukaryota; Metazoa; Platyhelminthes; Monogenea; Polystomatidea; Polystomatidae
Source: the annotation of a GenBank genome assembly
AUGAUCCUGUAUUAUUGUGUUCUACCCAAAGCUUGUGAGGUAGCUCAACAAGCUACAGGCCAGCGAAUUCAGGCAAAGAUUGAUACGACUUAUCUGCCUGAAAACAUAUCCGGAGGCGUCGAGUGUAUGACCUUGGACGGAAAAAUUCGGGUCGUCAAUACUCUAGAAAGUCGCCUUAGUCAGAUUGCUGAACAAAUGAUGCCCGAUGUGCGGGAAAUCUUAUUCGGAAUCAAUCCGAACCGGAAAUUCCGCAAUUAG